This is a messenger RNA of Paramacrobiotus metropolitanus, 825 nucleotides long. Its product is annotated as mediator of RNA polymerase II transcription subunit 10-like. Gene Ontology annotation, biological process: positive regulation of transcription by RNA polymerase II. Gene Ontology annotation, molecular function: transcription coregulator activity. The record is from RefSeq and is a predicted model, not a curated record. Gene Ontology annotation, cellular component: chromatin; mediator complex. Lineage: Eukaryota; Metazoa; Tardigrada; Eutardigrada; Parachela; Macrobiotidae.
UGUUUUGCAACUUUUGCUUGAUCGUUCUUCCUGAACUAGAGCCCUUGGUUUAUCCCAGAAUCGUUAUAUUUUUUCUGUUAACCCAAUAAAAAAUUAUUGAAAAAUCCGUAUGUAGUCUUCACCAGGAACAGCCGUGAAAAACAGUGACAUAAAUCAGUUAAUUCACCGACGUUGAAGACUCCACAGUUAUUUAUCACAUUUCCGCGCGCCAGAGAAUGUCCGCCAAUCCCCCACCCAAUCCUCCCCAUCCGGCGGUCCACCCGACCCGCGACCAAUUGGAGCACCUGGAAGAGUUAACGGAGAACCUGAUGGAGGCCUACCGCCAUCUGGGCAUCACGGUAUCCGACGUGCAACCCAGCAGUCAGCCCGUCGUCAAUCAGCAGCUGGCGAAUCUCAUUAAAUGCCUGCGGGAGCUGGACGAAGCCAAGGGGUGCCUGGGGGAUCUGCAUGUGCCCCUGGAGGUGGUGCAGUAUGUCGAUCAGGCGCGCAAUCCGCAGAGCUACACCAAGGACUGCAUGGAGAAGGCCAUCAUGAAGAACGAGGAGCUCAAGGGCAAAGUCGACGCGUUUAAGAAAUUCAAGGCGCAUUUACUGGUGGAGCUGUCCAAGGCCUUCCCUGAAAUGGCCAAAUAUCGUGCCCUGCGCGGCGACCAGAAUAUUGUGGAUAAACAGUGAAAUGUCGCUUCUUGAGGAUGUUUUCUUUGCUCAUUUGAUCUCGCGUUUUAUCGGUUUUUAUUUGUCGCGCUGUUUCGAGUCUUGUGUCAACAAAAUAACAAUAAAAUGUAUACUGAUUAAUAAAAUGUCAAAAUGAAGAGAAAAAAAUUAA